Seminavis robusta is the source of this 3781-nucleotide messenger RNA. The record is from the annotation of a GenBank genome assembly. Lineage: Eukaryota; Bacillariophyta; Bacillariophyceae; Naviculales; Naviculaceae.
CUCACGCUCAAUGCACCCCUUGGUCUCACUUUUGAAGCGGAUCCAUCCAUGAGCGAUCACCAUGGCAACCCAACUAUCAAGUAUCCAUUCUGAUCUGGAUGACGACGACGAUUUCUUGCCGCUGCCUCGCAAGAAGGCUGCACGCUUCAAUAAGUUUCCACCAGGAUGUCGAGUACUGCUGAACUGCUUUUCAGUUGGUGAAAGCAAAGUGGAGGAAAGGCCCUCGGGUUGGUUGGUUUCCAUGGUCGUCUCGGGUGUUGUCAGAGAGGUUGGAAUCAAUUUGGACUCGGACGAACGAGAGAUUCUAUGUCAAGUAGAGUUGACGGAUUUGUCCUUUCAUCUUGGAUCGUUUGCUUGUCGAACCUGCAGCAACAACCGAAAUGCCAAACCUGCGUUGGUUUACGCCAAGGAGAGUCGACUUGUCUUUGCGAUUGGGUCGCCCGUGUUUGUAAAAAUUCAGGAUGAAAUGAAGAAAGAAGAAGAGACCGCUGAAGAAGUGGAGGGCAUAGUGGUUGGCUCUCAAACAUGUACGCUAGAAGGUCGUCAAGAUGUGGUCUACUCCAUUCAAACACUCCAAGGAAGAUGCGCCGUGCUGCAUGGUGUCGAUCCAAGUAAGCUCACCUAUCGUUCGGAAAAGACAAUCGUUAAGAAGGAACAGAGCAGAGAAACUUCCGGUCAGCGUAACGUUCUGGCCAACAUCCACGCAAAUGUGCCUGCGACUAGCGCAAAUAGAAAAAGAUCAUCUCAUCACAAUGUCCAACCAUCAUCAUCGGUCAUUCACACGCCGAGCCUUGGUGCAUUCAACACCAAACAUGGCACUAGUGCUAGCGAAGGUCCUGCUCCAACAGGAUAUCAAGUGGAGGUUGAAGUGGAAGUGGAACGAAGGAAGUCCACCGAAGAUGACGCGACAACCUACAGACACUUGACGUUCUCACAACUUGCCAAUCUACAGACUCCCAACCAGCACAAUUCCCAUUUGAAAGUUGAAAAUUUGACACAAUCCGUGCCAAAACAGGGCUUGUAUCAUUGGAGAGUGUCGUUGCCACUAGACCAAGACGAUGAUGAGUUUACACCGACAAACACGUUAGAAGGCAACGGUUCAGGUGGCGAGGGGGGAAUGGCUACAUCAAGCACAGAACAUGAAAAUUCAAUCAUCAAGAUCGAGGAAUCCUCAGUCCAACCUACAUGUAGUCAUUGCAAUGAAAGUGCGUUGACUGAAGCAAAUGAAUCGGAUUCGUACCAGUUCAAUGCGGUGCGCUUGAAUGAGAUUGAUUCUGCUGUUUCCGUUCCUGAAACAGAGAAGCUAAUUGAAAGGGUGCAUUCAGACAAUGUCACUGGGAACACGCAAAGUGACGACAACAGCAUGACUCAAGAUAUGCCUGUAACAAGGGCCAACAGCAAUGGAAUAUCCCCCGGACUGCAGAACAGCGAGACAGGCAAUUCCAGCGAUGUGGAAGAGGGCGAGAUUGAGGCCGAGCAGAACUUUCCGCCCAAGAUCAACAUCGUCGUCACGUCUACAUCAUCACACAGAGGCCCGCAAAUCGCAGCAAUAGUGGAAGCACCCCCCAAGAGGAAGCGUCAAGUCUCAAUGGAAUGUGCUCGAAAUGCCAAACCAAGAACUGACACAACAUCGCAAGGCGAUUCACACCAGCUUUCCACGAAAGGGGCCGUCAACAAUGGAUGGAAGAACACAGUACAUGUAGCAACCAUGCGACAACCGGAUGGAAAUCAUGCACGGCGCCCUGCGAGGCAGGAAAACGAGGCCUCGACACCGCGAAAUCUACAUGACACUCGUAAUUUUCGUGUUGAGAAUGACAUUCCGUAGCACUAGCGUCGUGUACAAUACAGACAAGUCAUUACAGCAUUGCAUCCGCGUUGGCAAGAAUCAUGAUAUUGUUCAGGCUCUCAGAUUGAUCAGGCAGAAACGAAUGGAACGUGGACAGUGUACAUUUGGUCAUGGUGGUGUUGGCAAGUUAGUGAAUGAAACUUGCCUACGAUGGCAUCUUGUCGGCUCUUGUUCCUAUCACUGUCGACUAGCGAGGAGCCACGUUUUCUUGUACCCUGAAACAGCAAGAUCACUUGUGCAGGCAUUGGCACCAGCAAUUCGGUCAUCAGGCCCAAUUUUUGGCAGUGUAGACCAUAUCAUGGAGUUGAAGGGGCCGAUGUUGCGAGGAAACUGUCAACCCAACAAAGGAGUACGCUCUGGCUACAUUCAGCCACAGAAAGAACAUCUCACUGCAAAGUUUUACUUGCCCGUUGAGUUUGGUGUUGACUUCUUCAGAAAACAUCUGCUAGAUGAGCAAGACGCGACAUCAAAGGAGCUUUUUGAUGAGUUUGGUUGUACAAUAGAACUCAAGGAGACCUCUUUUAAGACAAUCUACAAUGACAAUGCCUCUUCAAACACAAAACUGUAUCUGCAAAUGGCAGCAUCAAACUCACAGAACCUCUCAAACUGUUGUUUUGCCGUCGAGAGCAUUCUUGUAAAUGCUGCACCCAAAACAUUUCGAGGUUACCUCCUUGCCAAUCUUGGUUUGAGAACAAAUGUCUUGCAAGCCAAUAUAACAAAGAAGAUCAGAUUGUUUUCACACAAAGCCCGAACGACAUGGACUGCGGUAAAAUGAAGUAUCUUCAUGUUGUUAGUGGGUUCGGUCAACCGAUUGGAAGCCACUUGUGCUGAGCAUACAAGAAGAAAGUGGAAGAUGAUUGUGGUCACUGUCAGGCUGAAAUUGUUCCAACGGAUGCCUUGUUCCCAGGUAUUGUACCACACAUUCUUUUGUCCAGCUCGAAAGCUGGUGAUGUGCUGCGGGCUAAAGACGUUCGGAAGGAAUUCCACUUGGGCUAGCUAGCACAACACACACGGUCAUAGUUCAGCAAGAACAUUCACCCAGGCUCGUCAUUGCUGCGUUGCGGCAUUUAGUAUACCGCUCAUAGUUUAAAAGUUGAAGCAUUCCAGAUGCCCAACCGUCCCGGUAGAGUUGUUCGUGUUGAAGGGGUUCAGUCUCUGCAUAGUGCUGCCAGGGCCCACGCCUGCACGUUUGCCAGGACAAACUCCUUUUCCCACUCUGAAACCAACACCUACAGAACUAGCUAGCCAGAUCAGCCCUCCAUGCAAACACUGGGCAAACUACACGUAUCCCCAGCGCUUGAAGAGGAGCUUACCCCUAGCAUCCUAUUACAUGUACAUGCGAAGAGACACCCGCUUCUACCGGUAUCUGUGGAAAGGGACGCAACAAAGUCCUCGUUUCGUGCCACUUCCCAAGAUUCCUUCGAGACGCUCUGCAUUGCAAAGCCUGCCGUGACAGCUCAUUUUAAAAAUCAGCAUGAGCUUGCACACCGAGAAUGAGGAGUGACACCUUCGAACAUUUUCAUCCAGACGCAGCCGAUCCGUUGGUCUUCAACUCUUGUUGACUACAGACGCCGCAAUAAGCAACGAUCAUGCAUGAAUGAUAUUUAUUAUAACAUGUCAUUUUUGUCGUCAUUUUUGUCGUCUUCCUCGCUGUCGCUAAAUUGCACAUUCAGAUUUGCCAUGCUGAAUUGCUUCACGCCUUUGAUUCCUAGCACACCACCCACCUUGGACACAAUCUGCCCAUCUUUCAAAAAGUACUUGCCACCUGUGAUCUCUUCAAUGGUCAAAUAUCCAGAAUCAUCAUCAUCCAACUCCUUGAAUCGAUUUGAGAUGAAUUCAAUCAGUGCGGGGUCUUGUCCCAUGCGGACCAUACAAAGAAUGAUGUAUUCGGCGCUGUCAAUCACACCAUCACCAUUUUCGAGUCCAAACUUGCGC